AUGCUUUGUUCAAGGGUGGCAAGAAAUUCUUUGUCUGCGACCUCAAAGAGGGUAGGAACUUUGUGUCGUGGGAACAUAAAGAGGCUACAAUGGCGUGGAUAUACCUCCUCUAACUUUACGGGUGCUGCCUAUACCAUUAGUCCACUAUUGAAAUGGACGUUGACCGGUGCAGGUAUUGCAUCUGCACUCUACCUAGUUUUCCCUUUCAAGAAGAACCCCCCUAAACAAGAGGAACCUAAAUCCGAACCGCAGGCUGAACCAGAGCCACAGCCGCAACCGGAGGAAGAGACGGAAGCAGCUCCUGGAAAACUGGAAGGCCAACAGGAAACAGAGCAGGAGCCUGUUCACAAACAAGAGUUGCAAAAGAAACAGGAAGGUGUUGAGGUACAAAAACAUGAGCAUGUUCAGCAGCAGCAGGAGCAACAGGAAGAUUCAGAUCGUGAAACCAACCAAAAUGAGACUCAGGAUCAAUCUCAAGAGCCCAAGUCUCAAUCUAGAUCUGAAAAUAAAGAAAAUGAGAUUGAAUAUUCUGAAUCGGAGAAACAUGAGCAAGACACUGGGAAUACCGAUCAAACCAGAGAGGAGCCUACGAAAGAAAAUACUGUAACGUCGACUGACGGUCAUCAGCCAGGGAAGAAUCUUAAGUCAGAUGCGGAGUUACAGUCCUUUGCAGAGGAGCAGCUGGGCGAAAAAGAUAAGGAAGCCUCCCAAGAAGGCGCCUAUAAUCCAGAUACUGGUGAGAUCAAUUGGGAUUGUCCGUGUUUAGGUGGCAUGGCUCAUGGCCCAUGUGGUGAAGAGUUUAAGGAUGCAUUUUCUUGUUUCGUGUAUUCAGAAGCGGAACCAAAAGGCAUUGACUGUGUGGAGAAGUUUCAGAAUAUGCAAGAUUGUUUUAGAAAACAUCCCGAGCACUAUGCUGAGCAGAUCAAGGAUGAGGAAGAAGCAACGUCAGCGACUAAUGCUAACUCAGAAAGUGCAAAAUCCGAGAUUGCGGACCCCUCUGAUUUAAGCUCUAACAAUGAUAAAAAAAAAGGCGAGGAAAUACAAUUAGAUGAGAAAAGUUCAAAAGUCGAAAGCGAAAAUGAUGCUACUUGA
Messenger RNA from Zygotorulaspora mrakii, 1092 nucleotides. It is a transcript of the gene MIA40, whose product is annotated as Mia40p. Gene Ontology annotation, biological process: protein import into mitochondrial intermembrane space. Lineage: Eukaryota; Fungi; Ascomycota; Saccharomycetes; Saccharomycetales; Saccharomycetaceae. The record is from RefSeq and is a predicted model, not a curated record. Gene Ontology annotation, molecular function: protein-disulfide reductase activity. The transcript has a single exon. Bases 1 to 1092 code for a protein of 363 amino acids. Gene Ontology annotation, cellular component: mitochondrial intermembrane space.